Setaria italica (foxtail millet) is the source of this 1482-nucleotide messenger RNA. RefSeq names its product E3 ubiquitin-protein ligase CIP8. The coding region runs from base 162 to 1238 and encodes 358 amino acids. Gene Ontology annotation, biological process: protein ubiquitination. Lineage: Eukaryota; Viridiplantae; Streptophyta; Magnoliopsida; Poales; Poaceae. The record is from RefSeq and is a predicted model, not a curated record. Gene Ontology annotation, cellular component: cytoplasm. The transcript is spliced from 2 exons. Gene Ontology annotation, molecular function: ubiquitin protein ligase activity.
GGGCCUCGAUUCCCAGGCCAGGCCCACUCGAAAUUUCCGAGGUCCCUAAAAACCAAACCGCACGGGGUCAUCCGGGCCCACAAGCCGGCUUCGAGACCCCAUUCCUUAAAAAAGUGAAAAGAAUAAAAAAAGGCCCCCAAUCCGCGCACCGCUGCUUCCCAAUGGCGGGGUUCGCCGGCGACGACCCCUUCGGCUGGGACUUCGAUUUCGAGGACGACGGCGACGACUACGCGUUCGGCUACGACCCAUUCGACGACUACUGCGGCGGCGGAGAUGAGGGCGAGGAACUAAUCGGCGGCCCCGUCGUCGACGACGGCGACGGCGAGGAGUUCUGCAUCUCGGGUUUCGCAUUCCGCGAGGACGACGGCAAAGGGGGCGACGACCUCAUGGGCGAGGACCACGCGUCCCAGCCCUCCCACGAGGAUCCCAUUCUGGAAACCUUAGGCCGCUCCUUCGACUCCGACGGAGGCUUCGGCCAAUUCGUCCCUCACCUCGUGUCUGCGUUGGACACCUCCGAGGAGGAGGACGAAUUGAUCGCCGGGGAUUACCGGGGCGGCGGAGGCCUCGAACUCGAGCGGGGGGCGGCCGUCGAGGAGGCUGCCGACGACGAAGACGACGACGACGACGACGGGAUCGGGCUCAUGCUGGGCGGGUUCAGCUUCGAUCCGCGGCCGGUCGUUGGGGGCUUCCAGACGCUGGUGGACACCGACGAGGAGGUCACCAGCGACGACGAUAUGGGCCAGGAGGGAGGGCUCAUGCUGAGCGGGUUCGACCUCGAGCCGCCACGGGUCUUUGCCCAGGUCGUGCGGCCCUCCUGGAUGGUGUUGGGUGCGGGCGCCGAGGACACCGAUCCCGGCGACGCCGACAUGAACCUUCUCGAGGUGCUCGCAGCCGCAGCGCACGUUGGGGAAGCCGUGCGUCAGCUGCCGGCGUCCCGCGCAGCAGUGGAGGGCUUACAGGAGGUUGUGCUCAGCGAAGAGGAGGCCUCGCACGGCUGCGCCGUGUGCAAGGAUGUCAUCGCGGCGGGGCUCAGUGUCCUAAAGCUCCCCUGCAAGCACUACUUCCACGCGGAGUGCAUCCGGCCGUGGCUAGCCAUCAGGAACACUUGCCCCGUGUGCCGGUUUGAGCUCCCCACUGGUGAUGCUGAGUAUGAUCGGCGACAGAGCAGGACCCGUACUGCAUCCGUGGAGCAACAGGGGGCACAAGUGCAGAGUGGACCUGAGCAAGGCGCGUCUUGAUGAUGGUGGUGGCAGAGGACUGGCUACCGGAUGCUGACUAACAAGGAUGCUGAACUACUAACCAGCCGAAGUACAUCGAGCGCGUCGCCGGUUCCUGUCAGCGGCACUAAGAAGAUGAUGCUGUGCCAGCGUUCAACAUCCACUGAUAAUUAACUAUGUUUUUAUGGUAAUGACAUGAAUUGUUCAACCUCUGCAGGUUGAUCUGCUCAGUUCUAAUAUAAACUCAAUAGCCUUUCCACCUUAA